AUGGCAUCUUCAACUGACCUGGUAUCCUCUCUGUCAUCUGGUGAAAAUAGGGCAACGAAGCUCGAUGCUGCUGAAGUUAGAGCACUUGUCAAAGCGGCCGGUCUAUCAAUAUCCGACAGCGCAAUCGAGGAAUGGCGUGUUCUCCUUGGCUCGUUCGAAGAUUGUGCACAGCUCAUCUUGCAGGAGGACCACUGUCUGCCAAUACCCGACCCAGACCGGUAUCUCCGGACAAAUAUCCAGAUUCCAGAGAACACCGAGAAAGGUGGCUGGGCGACACGAUGCUCGGUCAAGAGUACCGCUCCUACAAGUGCGCUGCUGGCCGGACGCACGGUGGCAGUGAAGGACAACAUUGCAGUUGCCGGGGUCAGAUGUACAAAUGGUCUUCCGCCUGUCAAUGGAGAGUGGAUCCCCACUUAUGAUGCCACUAUUGUGACCAGAGUACUGGAUGCUGGCGGCAUAGUCACAGGUAAAGCUGCUUGCGAGAAUGCAUGCAUGGAACCCAUCUCUAAUACUUCGUAUACCGGCGUCGUCCAUAAUCCGUUCGCGGACGGUUAUACGUGUGGAGGUUCUAGUAGCGGAUCGGGACGGUUGGUCGCAAUUGGCGCUGCCGAUAUGGCUUUGGGGGCUGACCAAGGAGGGUCAAUCCGCAUCCCAGCAGCAUUCUGUGGUAUCGUCGGACUCAAACCAACUUGGGGUUUGGUUCCUUACACCGGUAUCCUCGGCCUCCAAUCCGUUAUUGACCAUACCGGUCCAAUGACGACGACCGUUCGAGACAACGCUCGCCUGCUCGAAGCAAUCUCUGGUCCGGAUGGGAUAGAUGACCGACAACCAUUUUUCAUGGCCCCAGAAUCCUUACGUUUCUCCAGCGCGUUGGACGAAUUCCUUGCCGCAGGUGCCACCAAGCCACAAGAUCAACUUCUAAAGGGUUUCAAGAUCGGUAUUCUGAAGGAAGGCUUCACUGGCAAACAAAUGGACGCCCACGUCGCCAAGGCGUGCCGCUCAGCCAUUUCCGAUCUUAAAGAAAUGGGCGCCGAAAUUGUCGAGGUGUCAGUCCCGAAUCAUGAGCAGAUCUGCGUCAUAUGGAUGUGUGCCCUGCCACUGCGUGCCGGUCGUGAAGGACUGCUCGGCGACACCACGGGGCGCAAGCAACUUGAACUGAUAGACCGCGGUGCUGUCGCUGCUCCUGCCAUGGGUCCAAGUCAGAAAGCACUGCUCUCGCAAGAGUUUUUCGACGCUCUGGGUCCCGGCGCCCAAAACCUUUACUUGAGGUAUCUGUAUGUCAACGACAAAUAUGGGGCCAGCUUGCACGCCAAAUGCAUGAAUCUGCUGAACAAAGCGACACAGGCAUAUGACGCCGCCCUUGGGUCUGUUGAUGUGUUGGUAAUGCCGACCGUGCCCAUGCCGGCGUUGCCAUUUCUCGGGGGUCCCAACAGCACCACAGGUCGCUCUCAGGCCGGGCCGCUCGAAAGCCUCUCGUACCCGUUGGGCGUGCUCAGCAAUACGGCUCAGUUCAACUCCACGGGUCAUCCAGCCCUUUCUCUGCCUGUAGGAUUUGUGCCCGCUCCAGAUAAUGCGGAUGUCAAGUUGCCGGCUGGGCUCCAGAUUGUCGGCAAGCGCUUCGAGGACUUGACAUGCUACAAGGUCGCGGGGGCUUGGGAAGAAAGCAAGGACUGGAAGACGCUGGUGUUUGCAGAGUAG
Cladophialophora psammophila CBS 110553 is the source of this 1698-nucleotide messenger RNA. RefSeq lists its product as uncharacterized. The transcript has 3 exons. The record is from RefSeq and is a predicted model, not a curated record. The coding region runs from base 1 to 1698 and encodes 565 amino acids. NCBI's taxonomy places the organism in Eukaryota, Fungi, Ascomycota, Eurotiomycetes, Chaetothyriales, Herpotrichiellaceae. Gene Ontology annotation, molecular function: catalytic activity.